AUGUUCAUUUCCCAAUCGAAGCGGCAAGGCUGUGGAAGCACUCGCUGUGAAAUAGGAAUCGAAGGAAACAAUCCAGACCGCCAGUCACCGGAAAGCGGAAGUGCUGAAGCAGGAGCAAAGAAGGAGAGCGCAAGUGGUGAGGAAAAAGGUGAAAAGAGUCGAAGCGUUGAAGGAGGAGAGAAAAAAGGAAGCGCAAGUGCAGAGGAGAAAGGGGCUGGAAGCAAAGAAAAAGGAGCGGAAGAAAAGCUCAUUGGAAGCGCUGAGGGAAGAACCCAAAGAGCUGGAAGCGCUGAAGUAGGAGCCGAAAAACGUAUUGGUGGAAGUGCUGAAGGAAGAACCCAAAAGGGUGAAAGCGUUGAAGGAGGAGAAGCAGCUCAAUAUCGUCGAAAAAGCAAAAGUGCGGAAGACGGUGCAGGACAAGAACAAAAAGCAAAAACGAAGCUCGUAAAAAGCGAUGAACUCUCAGUGAGAAGUCGCGAACAGAUCAAAGCAGGCAGCGCUGAGGGCAAAGGAGGCGAAAUACGAGGAAAGACUUCAAGCGUUGCGAAAAAAGUCCAAGACGGAAUGGAACAAGGAAAAACUGCACAAAAAGAAGGGCAACAAAGGGGGCAGACAAGCAAAAGAAGUGUAUCCACCGAAGGCAAAGGUCAGACUUUCACAGCCAGUAAAUCAAGUGAAGAAAAAGCAAGAAAAUCGAGGGGCGCUAGUUCUGAUGAAUAUCCAUACGAUUCGAGAACGACUGCAAGUCCUCGAGAACGAGAACGUCAGCAAGAAUCUCUUUCUGAAUCAAUCGAAUCCGAAGACAUAGUAGUGCUUAUAACAGAGGAGGACAGAGAUUACAUGGAUAGGAUUACCAUCGGAAAAUUAUCUCGGGCAGGAAUCGGUCAAACGUUCCGAUGGAGUAAAGUCACUUACUAUUGUGUGGUUGUCUCCUACGCGUCAUCCAUUGACAGCAUAGCAAUGUUCAAUUAUUGUGUCGCCAGAUUAGGAAUUUACUGGAUGAUCCCGUUCUUGUUGUCGAUGUAUUUUGUUGGUUUUCCAUUGACAUAUCUUGAACUUGCGUUAGGCCAGUACACACAUUCUUCUGCUCUUACAAUCUUCAGUCGUAUCGCACCUAUUAGUGUUGGUAUCGGUGUCUCUUCGUUACUUAUGCUGAUAGGGAGCACUAUAAUCGGCACUGAUUUCAUGGAGGUCAUGAUUACGGUGUUCAUUGAGUCUUUCGAUAUGUUCAUAAACGAACUACCAUUUGAGAACUGUGUUGCGUCGUCAAGCAGAUCGUACUGUCAGUCAUUGGCAAGGAAUUGUUCCCUUCUACAAGAUCCCCUACACGAGGUGUCGCACUCAGAUGCAUUCGAUCAUCAAAAGUAUGAGUAUAUGGGCAUUGGAGACACGUGCGUUACCAACGCCAUAAAAUCGUGGAACUAUCCACUCAAAGAAGGUGCAAUGGAACAAAAGGGUUUUGUGAAUAAGUUGCCGAUAGUUCACUUCGCUCACUCCGACUACGAGGAUUUCGAGAAACUCGAGCUAACCGAUUGGCCGCAUCCAUUCUCAUUGAUAAUUACGAUCGGAACUUUUUCUUUCAUGGCUUUCCUGUUGUCAUACCGACGUCGUUUUGUCGCAUGGAUUUCCUACACCUACAUGGCGCUGAUGUUCAUCGUAACAAUCACCAUCUUUCUCGUGUAUUCGUACAUAUCACCACCGGCUUUCCCAGCAUCUCAUGUUUUUGACGCUGAUCUGAAACUAUUCAAUACAGAAACCUGGCUCACAGCGAUCAUCCUGGCUGUUCUGGUGCUUAGACUGGGUUACGGUGGAAUGAUAUUCCUUGGAUCUCAAAAUCAGUUUCACAAUGAUCUGGCAACGGAUGCGAUGGUCAUUACCGCAGCCGUCUCAUUUAUUUAUGUAUCACAAGCGAUGCUACAUAUUCUUGUAAGAGAUUCAUUCAUGGUAGAGGCGACUUCCGGUGACUUUGUAGUAUUUUCCAGCCUCUUACGUGAAGCCAACGACUUCUCUGUCAAAGCGAAUCGUGCUGGAUCGAGACUCAUGUCCCUAUAUUUGGGAUCAUUCAAAACAUUUCGUCAUCUGCAGGCUCCAAUGACCGCACUCGUGUCCUUGUUUGGGAUAUUUGCUGCCUUCACGAGUAAAGUGGUGCGCAUCGAGGUACUGUUCUCAACCGUACAGGACUAUAUUGGGAUUGUGCCAGAGCGUGAAACAAGAAUCUCCCUUAUGUGCUUGGUCUGCCUUUUCAUGUCACUUUUUAGCCUUAUGUGUUUUUGUCCGAGAUGCCAUAUGUUGGAAAUAAGUUUCGAAACGAUAGUUCUUCCAAACGCAGUACUGGUAAUUCUUCUCGGAGAAUUAUUUAUUGUCUGUGGUUUGUACGGUACUCGAAGAUUCUUUAGCAAUGUUUCAACGAUGAUUAUGGGAAAAGCUAUGAAGCAUCGAUACACACGUGAUGAUCCAAUUAGUUUGAUUAUAAACAUGGUGACCAUGCUGUUGUGGAAAGCUGUGAUUCCUGUAGCACUUUUGUUCUCCCUGUAUACCUACGUUAUCGCUCCAAGGACUAACAUUGAAGACUACGACGUCCUGAUGCAUUUUUUACUGCUUUGCCCAAUACCUAUCUGUGCGUUGUACAAGAUCUUCUAUUCAUAUAUCCACAAAAUGAACAUGGCCAGACUAUUCGUACCUGACGCAGAUCUUUGGGGUCCAAGAUCGAUGGGACAUCGUCAGUUGGCGGAAAAAAACGAGAAACUUGUUCGGGUCUAG
Messenger RNA from Necator americanus (New World hookworm), 2760 nucleotides. RefSeq lists its product as uncharacterized. The transcript is spliced from 30 exons. Gene Ontology annotation, cellular component: plasma membrane. Lineage: Eukaryota; Metazoa; Nematoda; Chromadorea; Rhabditida; Ancylostomatidae. Gene Ontology annotation, biological process: sodium ion transmembrane transport. The record is from RefSeq and is a predicted model, not a curated record. Bases 1 to 2760 code for a protein of 919 amino acids.